Messenger RNA from Paramecium sonneborni, 341 nucleotides. The record is from the annotation of a GenBank genome assembly. NCBI's taxonomy places the organism in Eukaryota, Ciliophora, Oligohymenophorea, Peniculida, Parameciidae.
AUGAGGUAUUUAUUUAAAAUGAAUUUAGUGUUUUUUCAAAAAAAUUGUGCUUUUACACACUUAAAUUGGAUUUUUUUCUAAUUUAUCUUUCAAGAAAGUCAAGCUAUUUGAGCUUUAUCUAAUUGCAAUAUUUCAUUUAAAGAAACAUUAGAUUUAUUUAUUACACAGAAAUAAGAGCCGUAUAGGUGGAGGAACCAUUAUCUAGUUAUCCUAUCCUAAAAUUUAGCAUCUUUUAAUCUUAUGUCAUUUUUCAGCAUACUCUGGAAUUAAUUAAGAAUAGACUUGUCUUAGAUUAAAGUGGGUUUCGAUAUUUUUACACUUUCUUUUGUUUUUGUUCCUGA